Molecule: messenger RNA, 15508 nt
Organism: Anguilla anguilla (European eel)
Lineage: Eukaryota; Metazoa; Chordata; Actinopteri; Anguilliformes; Anguillidae
Product: ryanodine receptor 3-like
Exons: 105
Coding region: 31-14646 (4871 amino acids)
Biological process (GO): intracellular calcium ion homeostasis; calcium ion transmembrane transport
Cellular component (GO): Z disc; calcium channel complex; sarcoplasmic reticulum membrane
Molecular function (GO): calcium ion binding; protein binding; ryanodine-sensitive calcium-release channel activity
Source: RefSeq, a predicted model, not a curated record
GUCAGAGUCUAAGCGGACUCCUCAACAACCAUGGCAGAAGGCGGAGAAGGGGAAGAUGAAAUUCAGUUCUUAAGAACUGAUGAUGAAGUGGUGCUGCAGUGUGUCGCCAGCAUCCAGAAGGAGAACCGUAAGUUCUGCCUGUCAGCUGAGGGACUCGGCAAUCGAUUGUGCUUCCUGGAGCCCACCUCAGAAGCGAAGUAUGUACCUCCGGACCUGUGCAUCUGUAACUUUGUGCUGGAGCAGUCCCUCUCUGUCCGGGCCCUACAAGAGAUGCUGGCAAGCACGGGGUACAACAGCGAGGGGAGGUUCAUAAAGAAGGCGGCGCAGGGGGGCGGACACCGGACACUGCUGUACGGUCACGCCAUCCUCCUACGGCAUUCUUUCAGCGGAAUGUACCUGACCUGUUUGAAGACAUCACGGUCCUUGACAGACAAGCUGUCCUUUGAUGUAGGACUGCAGGAGGAUUCCACAGGUGAGGCCUGUUGGUGGACCAUUCAGCCCGCCUCUAAGCAAAGGUCAGAGGGAGAGAAGGUACGCAUUGGGGAUGACGUCAUCCUGGUCAGCGUGUCUUCUGAGAGGUACCUGCACCUGUCCAUGUCCAAUGGAAGCAUCCAGGUGGACGCCUCUUUCAUGCAGACACUGUGGAACGUCCAGCCCACCUGUUCAGGCAGCAAUGUGGCCGUGGGGUUCUUGCUUGGUGGUCAUGUGAUGCGUCUGUUUCAUGGACACGACGAAAGCCUCACCAUCCCAGGGUCAGGCCAGAGUGAAGAGGAGCAGAGAGUUGUGAACUAUGAGACUGGUAAAGGAGGUGGAAAGGCCAGGUCUUUAUGGAGGCUGGAGCCGCUCCGGAUCUGCUGGAGCGGGAGCCACAUUCGCUGGGGGCAGCCAUUCCGGCUCCGCCACCUCUCCACGGGUCACUACCUGGCUCUGACAGAGGACCAGGGCCUAGUGCUGCAGGACCGGGAGAAAUCAGACACGACCUCCACAUCGUUCUGCUUCAGACCCUCCAAGGAAAAGAUUGAGUCCAGUCCAAAGCGUGAUAUCGAAGGCAUGGGGGUGGCUGAGAUUAAGUAUGGAGACUCGAUCUGCUUUGUCAUGCACGUGGCCACAGGGCUGUGGCUGUCCUACCAGGCGCCUGAUGUAAAAUCCUCCCGGCUGGGGCCUCUCAAAAGGAGGGCCUGUCUCCAUUUGGAGGGCCACAUGGAUGACGGACUGACGCUGCAGCGAUGCCAGCACGAGGAGUCCCGGGCCGCCCGCAUCAUCCGCAACACCACCAGGCUCUUCAGCCAGUUCAUCAGAGAUCUGGACAGUCUGAGUGAUGAGAGCCCUCCUCCAGUGGCCCUGCCAUUUGAUGAGGUCCUGCAGACGCUGAACGAUCUCAUCACCUAUUUCCAGCUGCCUGAUGCAGACCUGGAGCAUGAGGAGAAACAGAGCCGACUGCGCUCACUGAUAAAGCGCCAGGACCUCUUCAAAGAGGAAGGGAUGCUGACUCUGCUGUCAAACUGCAUCGACCGCCUGAACGUGUACAACAGCGCGGCGCACUUUGGGGAGCACGCCGGCGAGGAGGCGAGGGGAGCGUGGAAGGACAUCCUCAACCUGCUCUACGAGCUGCUCGCUGCCUUGAUCCGUGGGAACAGGAACAACUGCACUGAGUUCUCCCACAACCUGGACUGGCUGGUCAGCAAGCUGGAGAGACUUGAGUCAUCCUCAGGGAUUCUUGAGGUUCUCCACUGCAUCUUGAUUGAAAGCCCAGAGGCGCUGAACAUCAUCCAGAAAGGACACAUUAAAUCCAUAAUUUCCCUGCUGUACAAACAUGGACGCAACUACAAGAUUCUGGAUGUGCUCUGUUCCCUGUGUGUUUGCAAUGGUGUGGCCGUGAGAGCCAAUCAGAACCUCAUCUGUGAUCACCUGCUCCCCAAGAGAGAUCUGCUUCUCCAGACGCGAUUGGUUAAUGAUGUCCAAAGCAUCAGGCCCAAUAUUUUCCUGGGUGUCUGUGAGGGCUCAGCCCAGUAUAAGAGGUGGUACUUUGAGCUGAUGGUCGAUCAGGUGGACCACUUUGUGACCAGCGAGCCUUCCCACUUGCGUGUGGGCUGGGCCUCCACCAAAGGGUAUGCCCCUUACCCGGGAGGUGGCGAGGGCUGGGGGGGCAACGGUGUGGGCGAUGACCUCUAUUCCUAUGGCUUUGAUGGACUUCAUCUCUGGUCAGGACGUGUCCCUCGGACGGUGGCCUCAAGUAACCAGCACCUGCUGACCUGUGAGGACGUGGUGAGCUGCUGCCUGGACCUGGGUGCCCCCAGCAUCUCCUUCCGUAUUAAUGGGCAGCCCGUGCAGGGCAUGUUUGAGAAUUUCAACACUGAUGGCUCCUUCUUCCCCGUUGUCAGCUUCUCUGCCGGCAUUAAGGUGCGUUUUCUGCUUGGCGGUCGUCACGGAGACUUCAAGUUCCUGCCACCUGCCGGCUAUGCUCCAUGCUAUGAGGCCCUGCUGCCCAAGGAGAGAAUGCGGUUGGAGCCGGUGAAGGAGUACAAGCGAGACCUGGAUGGAGUGAGAGAUCUGCUGGGCACCACUGAGCUGCUGUCCCAGGCCUCCUUCAUCCCCACGCCUGUGGAGACUAGCCACGUUGUCAUGCCUCCACACCUGGAGAACGUGCGGGAUAAACUAGCAGAGAACAUCCAUGAGCUCUGGGGUAUGAACAAAAUUGAACUGGGUUGGUCGUACGGAAAGGUGAGAGAUGACAACAAGAGGCAGCACCCCUGCCUUGUGGAUUUCUCCAAGCUGCCUGAUACAGAAAGGAAUUAUAACUCACAGAUGUCAACAGAAACUUUAAAGACGUUGCUGGCACUGGGGGGCCAUAUUGUGCAGGUCAACGUCAAUGCAGAAGAAGAGCUGAAAAAAAUUAAACUCCCCAAGAACUACGUGAUGUCAAAUGGUUAUAAACCUGCACCGCUGGAACUCUCGGAUGUCAAACUGACUCCAGGUCAGGAGGUUCUGGUUGAUAAACUCGCUGAGAAUGCCCACAACGUUUGGGCCAAAGACAGAAUUAAACAAGGAUGGACCUAUGGCAUUCUACAGGAUUUGAAGAACAGGCGCAAUCCUCGCCUGGUGCCAUAUGCUUUGUUAGACGAGCGCACUAAGAAGUCGAACCGAGACAGCCUCCGAGAGGCUAUCCGAACUUUGAUUGGGUAUGGAUACAACAUUGAACCCCCAGACCAAGAGAGUGGCCAGGUUGUGGAAAAACAAAGUAUUGAUAAAAUCCGCUUCUUCCGCGUGGAGGAAACCUAUGCGGUGAAAACAGGGAAGUGGUACUUUGAGUUUGAGGCCGUGACCGGGGGAGACAUGCGUGUGGGCUGGGCCCGGCCAGGCUGCAGGCCCGACAUCGAGCUGGGAAUGGACAACCAGGCCUACGUAUUUGACGGCUGUCGGGGCCGCCGAUUUCACAUCGGCAGUCGUUCCUUUGGGCGCAGCUGGCACAAGGGGGACGUGGUGGGCUGCAUGAUCAACAUGGAGGACAAGUCCAUGAUCUUCACCCUCAAUGGAGAGAUCCUCAUCGCCAACAAUGGCUCUGAGCUCUGCUUCACUGAUUUUGAGACGGAGGAUGGGUUCAUCCCUGUGUGCAGCCUGGGCCUGUCUCAGAUUGGACGCAUGAACCUGGGGAAGGACGCCAGCACCUUCAAGUACUACACCAUGUGUGGGCUUCAGGAGGGCUUUGAACCCUUCGCUGUCAACAUGAACCGCGAGGUCACCAUGUGGUUCAGCAAGCGCCUGCCGACCUUCGUCAAUGUUCCAAAGAACCACAGCCACAUCACGGUGACAAAAAUUGAUGGAAGUGUGGACAAUCCGCCGUGUCUCAAAGUCACCCACAAGACGUUUGGAACGCAGAGCAGCAACACCGACAUGGUGUUCUGCCGUUUGAGCAUGCCUGUGGAGUUCCAACCGGCCCUCAACAGCACCAGUGGCGUCUUAGUGGAUGGAGCCCAUGAUGACAAAUCCCUUAGCCUCAAACAGGGAGAGAAAAAUCUUGAUGAUGGAGCAAUAGAAUAUAACAACAUCACAACAUACUACCAUUCUGUGAGAGUGUUUGCUGGCCAAGACCCAUCCUGUGUGUGGGUUGGCUGGGUCACCCCUGACUACCACUAUCACACAAAACACUUCAACCUCAGCAAGAUCCGAACUGUCACUGUUACUCUGGGAGAUGAGCGUGGGCGUGUCCAUGAGAGUGUGCAGAGGAGUAACUGCUAUAUGGUUUGUGUGGGAGACAUCACCAACACCACCAACGCCUCCACCCACACGAACACGGAUCUGGAAAUCGGCUGCCUCAUUGACCUGGCUACUGGCCUGGUGUCCUUCACUGCCAAUGGCAAGGAGAUGGAAACAUUCCACCAGGUUGAACCCAGCACAAAGCUCUUCCCUGCUGUGUUUGUACGGCCUACCAGUCCCAAUUUGUUCCAGUUCGAGUUUUCAACGAUAAAGGGUGCCAUGCCCCUGUCGUCGGCCAUCUUUAAGAGCGAGCACAGGAACCCAGUGCCCCAGUGCCCGCCGCGCCUGGACGUGCAGACUCUGGUGUCGGUGCUGUGGAGCCGCAUGCCCAACACCUUCCUGUCGGUGGAGACGGCCCGGGUCAGCGAGCGGCACGGCUGGGUGGUGCAGUGCCUGGAGCCCCUGCAAAUGAUGGCUGUGCACAUCCCCGAGGAGAGCAGGUGUGUGGAUGUUCUAGAGCUCUCCGAGCAGGAGGACCUGAGGAAGUUCCACUACCACACGCUGAAGCUGUACUGCGCGAUCUGCGCCCUGGGAAACACCCGCGUGGCGCACGCCCUCUGCAGCCACCUGGACCAAUCCCAGCUCCUCUACACCAUCGACAACCAGUACCUGUCGGGCAUGCUCCGCGAGGGCUUCUACGACGUCCUCAUCAGCAUCCACCUGGAGACGGCCAAGGACGCGCGCCUCAUGAUGAACGAUGAGUUCAUCAUCCCGGUGACGGAGGAGACGCGCGGCGUGUGCCUCUUUUCUGACGAGUCCAAGACGCACUCGCUGCCGGGGGUGGGGCUCAGCACCUCGCUCAAGCCCCGCCUCAACUUCUCCCCGCCCUGCUUCGUCACGGCCAAGCGCCGGGCGCACCGCUACAGCCCGCAGAUCCCGCUGGACGUGCUGAAGGAGAAGGCCAUCAGCAUGCUGACGGAGGCGGUGCAGGGCGGCGGCUACCACAUCCGCGACCCCGUGGGCGGCAGCGCCGAGUUCCAGUUCGUGCCCAUCCUCAAGCUGAUCGCCACGCUGCUGAUCAUGGGCGUGCUCGGCGGCGAGGACGUGCGGCUGGUGCUGCUCCUCAUCGAGCCGCACGUCUUCGGCGGCGAACGGGAGGGAGGCCCCGAGGAGCCCGCCCCGAAGGAGGAGGUGACCAGUAACGAGGAGAAGGCCGUGGAGGCCGGGGAGGAGGAGGCUAAGGAGCCCAAGGCUCCGGUGAAGGGCCUGCUGGAGAAGAGGCUGCCCGAGUCCGUCAAACGGCAGAUAUGUGAGCUGCUGCAUUACUUCUGUGACUGCGAGCUGAGGCACCGCGUGGAGUCCAUCGUGUCCUUCUCAGACCACUUCGUAUCCAAGCUGCAGUUCAACCAGAAGUUCCGCUACAACGAGCUGAUGCAGGCCUUCAACAUGUCUGCCGCCGUCACUGCCAAAAAGACCAAAGAGUUCCGUUCCCCCCCUCAAGAGCAGAUCAACAUACUGCUGAACUUCAGUUUGGGGGAGGACUGCCCCUGCCCAGAGGACAUAAGGGAGGACCUGUACGACUUUCAUGAUGAACUGCGUCUGCACUGUGGAAUCCCUGUGGAAGAGGAUGAGGAAGAGCAGGACGCCUCUCUGAAGGACCGCCUGAUGGCACUGAUUUACAAGAUCAAAGGUCGCCCACAGAAAACAGCAGAGCCAACAGAGGAAACGCAGGCAGCCCCCACCAACCUGAAGGAGCUGAUCUCCCAGACGAUGGUGAGCUGGGCCCAGGAGAGCCACAUCCAGGACCCGGAGCUGGUGCGCAUGAUGUUCAGCCUGCUGCGGCGGCAGUACGACUGCGUGGGCGAGCUGCUCCACGCCAUCCGGCGCAGCUACACCAUCAGCGCCGCCUCCGUGCAGGACACCAUCAACCUGCUGGCCUCCCUGGGCCAGAUCCGCUCCCUGCUCAGCGUGCGCAUGGGCAAGGAGGAGGAGAAGCUGAUGAUUGACGGGCUGGGGGACAUUAUGAACAAUAAGGUGUUCUACCAGCACCCCAACCUGAUGCGGGUCUUGGGAAUGCAUGAGACCGUCAUGGAGGUUAUGGUCAAUGUGCUGGGAGGAGACAAGUCCCAGGUUGCUUUCCCUAAGAUGGUAGCCAGCUGCUGCAGGUUCCUGUGCUACUUCUGUCGCAUCAGUCGGCAGAACCAGAAGGCCAUGUUCGACCACCUCAGCUACCUGCUGGAGAACAGCAGCGUGGGACUGGCUUCUCCUGCUAUGAGGGGCUCCACUCCCCUGGAUGUGGCUGCAUCCUCUGUGAUGGACAACAAUGGGCUGGCCUUGGCUCUGGAGGAACCUGACCUGGAAAAGGUAGUGACAUACUUGGCUGGCUGUGGGCUCCAAGGCUGCCCCAUGCUCCUGGCUAAAGGUUACCCCGACAUCGGCUGGAACCCCAUCGAGGGGGAGCGUUACCUGUCCUUCCUCCGAUUCGCCGUCUUCGCCAACGGGGAGAGCGUGGAGGAGAACUCCAGCGUGAUGGUGAAGCUGCUGAUUCGCCGCCCUGAGUGUUUCGGCCCGGCGCUUCGAGGGGAGGGCGGGAACGGCCUGCUGGCCGCCAUGAAGGAGGCCAUCGCCAUCUCCCAGGACCCCGCCCGUGACCUGCCCAGCCCCGCCUCGCUCACCUCCACCAAAUCCAGUGGGGCGGAGGAGGAUGAAGAGGAAGAAGUGGUACACACAGGAAACGCCAUCAUGUCCUUCUACUCCGCCCUCAUCGACCUGCUGGGCCGCUGUGCCCCUGAGAUGCACCUCAUCAACACAGGCAAGGGAGAGGCCCUGAGAAUCCGUGCCAUCCUGCGCUCUCUGGUGCCCACCGAGGACCUGGUGGGCAUUAUCAGCAUACCCCUCGAAAUGCCCGUCGUGAAUAAAGACGGCACUGUGACGGAGCCCGAUAUGUCGGCCAGCUUCUGUCCGGACCACAAGGCCCCCAUGGUGCUGUUCCUGGACCGUGUGUACGGUGUGGAGGAUCAGAGCUUCCUGCUGCACCUGCUGGAGGUGGGCUUCCUGCCAGACCUGCAGGCCUCCGCCUCCCUGGACACGGAGGUGCUCAGUACCACAGAGACGGCUUUGGCCCUGAACAGGUACAUUGGUUCGGCGGUGCUGCCACUGUUGACCCGGUGUGCUGCUCAGUUUGCCGGCACAGAGCACUACGCUGCUCUCAUCGACUCCACGCUGCACACCAUCUACCGCUUGUCCAAGGGCCGCUCGCUCACCAAAGCCCAGCGCGAUGCCAUUGAAGAGUGUAUACUCGCCAUCUGCCAGCACCUGAGGCCCUCCAUGCUACAGCAGCUUCUGCGCCGCCUUGUCUUUGAUGUGCCACUGUUGACAGAGUACUGCAAGAUGCCUCUGAGGCUUUUGACCAGUCACUAUGAGCAGAACUGGAAGUACUACUGCCUGCCCUCGGGCCUGGGAGGCUAUGGCAUGCCGUCUGAGGAGGAGCUGCUCCUCACCAAGAAACUGUUCUGGGGCAUCUUGGACUCACUCUCUCAGAAGAAGUACGAUCCUGACCUUUUCAAAAUGGCCAUGGCCUGCCUCAGCGCCAUCGGAGGGGCUCUGCCACCUGACUAUGUUGACGCCUCCAUCAGCACCACCCAGGAGAACCUGGACUCCCUGGAUGCUGAGGGCAACUUUGACCCCAGGCCCAUCAACACGGCCAAUAUUUCCCUUCCAGAGAAACUGGAGAGCAUUGCCAUAAAAUACGCUGAGCAUUCCCACAACAAAUGGUGUUUAGAGAAGAUCACCCUGGGCUGGAAAUUUGGGGAAAGUUUGGAUGACAAGGACAGAACCCACCCAUUACUGAAGCCUUACAGCUCACUGUCAGAAAAGGAGCGUGAGACUUACCGCUGGCCAGUCAAAGAGUCUCUGAAGAGCAUGCUGGCCAUGGGCUGGAAUAUUGAGAGGACCAAAGAGGGCGAGGCCGUGCAACGGGAGAGUGAGAAACAGAGCAAAAUAUCCCUGUCCCCUCAGGGAAAUGGAUUCAUCCCAGACCCUCUGGACAUGAGCAAUGUGGUGCUGUCCAAAGAGCUACAGGGGAUGGUUGAAGUUGUGGCUGAAAACUACCACAACAUUUGGGCAAAGAAGAAGAAAAUGGAAUUGAGUAGCAAAGGAGGUGGGACUCACCCUCUGCUGGUGCCUUACGACACCCUGACUGCCAAAGAGAAGUCCCGCGAUCGGGAGAAGGCCCAGGAUGUCUUCCGUUUCCUGCAGGUCAACGGCUACGCUGUCACCAGAGGUCUGAAGGACAUUGAGCAGGAGGCGUCCUCCAUGGAAAAGCGGUUUGCCUACAAAUUCCUGAAGAAGCUGCUGAAAUAUGUGGACUCUGCACAGGAGUUUAUUGCCCACCUGGAGGCCGUGGCCACCAGCGGGAAGACCGACAAGUCUCCUCACGAUCAGGAGAUCAAGUUAUUCGCCAAGGUACUCCUGCCUCUCAUAGACCAGUACUUCAAGAACCACAGCCUGUACUUCCUGUCUUCUCCCAGCAACAACUUGAGCAGCAGCGGCUAUGCCUCCAACAAGGAGAAGGAGAUGGUCACCAGCCUGUUCUGUAAACUGGCAGCCCUUGUCAGACACAGGAUUUCCCUCUUUGGGAGUGACUCUGCCACCAUGGUGAGCUGUCUCCAUAUUCUGGCACACACGCUGGACACCAGGACAGUGAUGAAGUCGGGGUCAGAGCUGGUGAAGGCAGGCGUGCGCACGUUCUUCGAGAACGCAGCAGAGGACUUGCAGAAGACCCUGGAGAACCUGAAGCUGGGGAAGAUCUCGCACUCGCGGAGCCAGAUGAAGUGUGCCUCCCAGAACAUCAACUACACCACUAUGGCCCUGCUGCCCAUCCUCACCGCCCUCUUCCAACACAUCACCCAGAAUAAUUUUGGAGUGGAUCUGCUGUUGGAUGAUGUCCAGCUGUCCUGUUACCGCAUCCUCACUAGUCUGUACUCUCUGGGAACGGGAAAAAACAUCUAUGUUGAAAGGCAGCUCCCAGCUCUGGGUGAGUGUUUGGCGACGCUGGUGGGUGCCAUGCCCGUGGCGUUCCUGGAACCCCAGCUGAACAUGCACAACCCCCAGUCUCUGUUCAACACCAAGAGCCCCCGCGAGAGAGCUAUCCUCAGCAUGCCGGACACGGUGGAGGAGAUGUGCCCGGAGAUGCCGCGGCUGGACGCCCUGAUGAGGGACAUCGGCGACGUGACGGAGUCGGGCGCGCGGUACAGCGAGAUGCCGCACGUCAUCGAGGUGGUGCUGCCCAUGCUCUGCAACUACCUGUCCUACUGGUGGGCCAAGGGGCCCGAGAGCGCCGGCUGCGACUCCUCCCACUGCUGCACCACCGUCACCUCCGAGCACCUGAGCCUUAUCCUGGGGAACAUCCUCAAGAUCCUCAACAGCAACCUGGGCAUCGACUCCGCCCCCUGGAUGAAGAGGAUCGCCGUGUACGCUCAGCCCAUUAUCAGCAAGGCUCGGGCGGAUCUGCUGAAGACCCACUUCCUGCCCACUCUGGAGAAGCUGAAGAAGAAGACGGUUAAGGUGGUGGCGGAGGAGGAGCUGCUGAAGGCCGACAGCAAAGCCGACACCCAGGAGGCGGAGCUCCUGAUCCUGGACGAGUUCGCCGUGCUCUGCCGCGACCUCUACGCCUUCUACCCCAUGCUCAUCCGCUACGUGGACAACAACAGGUCCCGGUGGUUAAAGGAACCAGACGCUGAUUCCAAUGCGCUCUUCAGGAUGGUGGCAGACAUCUUCAUCCUGUGGUGUAAAUCACAUAACUUUAAAAGGGAAGAGCAAAACUUUGUGGUUCAAAAUGAAAUCAACAACCUGGCGUUCCUCACCAGCGACAGCAAGACCAAGAUGUCGAAGUCUUUUCUGACAAAGUCGGGGGGCCAGGAUAACGAGAGACGUCACAAGAAGCGGAGAGGCGAUUUCUACUCCAUCCAGACCUCCCUGAUCGUGGCGGCGCUGAAGAAGAUGCUGCCCAUCGGCCUGAACAUGUGCACCCCGGGGGACCAGGAGCUCAUCUCGCUGGCCAAAGUCCGCUACAGCCUGAAAGACACAGAUGAGGAGGUGAAAGAGCAUUUGCGUCAGAAUCUGCAUCUGCGAGAUAAGUCAGAGGACCCAGCGGUGCAGUGGCAGCUCAACCUGUACAAAGAUGUGGUGGUGAAGACCGAGGAGCCGCCUGAUCCUGAGUACAUUGUGGACCGAGUGCAGACCAUCUCCACUGCCGUUUUCCACCUGGAGCAGGUGGAGCAGCCCCUGAGGAACAAGAAGUGUGUGUGGCAGAAGCUGCUGUCCAGGCAGCGUAAACGUGCUGUGGUGGCCUGCUUCCGAAUGGCUCCGCUCUACAACCUGCCCAGGCAUCGCUCAAUUAACCUGUUCAUCCUGGGCUACCAGAAGCUCUGGAUAGAGACAGAGGCAUAUUCCUUUGAGGAAGAGCUAGUGCAGGACCUGGCAAAGGCAUGUGUCGAGGAGGAAGAAGAGGAAGAGGAAGAGUCUGAGAAACAGCCAGACCCUCUGCAUCAGCUGAUCCUGCACUUCAGUCACAACGCACUCACAGAGAGGAGCUCCCUAGAUGAAGACCCACUGUAUAUUGCAUAUGCAGACAUGAUGGCAAAGAGUUGUGGAGGGGAAGAAGAAGAGGAAGAAGAAGAGAAAGAGACUACCUUUGAGGAGAAGGAGAUGGAGAAGCAGAAGACUCUGUACCAGCAGGCUAGGCUGCAUGAGCGUGGAGCUGCAGAGAUGGUUCUGCAGAUGAUGGGUGCCAGCAAGGGGCGGCUGGGUCCCAUGGUAACCUAUACCCUCAAAUUGGGCAUCUCCAUUCUGAAUGGAGGCAAUGUGCUGGUGCAACAGAAAAUGCUGGACUAUUUGAAGGAAAAAAGGGACGCUGGCUUCUUCAAGAGCUUAUCUGGACUCAUGCAGUCCUGCAGUGUCCUGGACUUGAAUGCUUUUGAGAGGCAGAACAAAGCGGAGGGUUUGGGUAUGGUGACAGAGGAAGGAUCAGUCAACGUGAGUGAGCAGGGUUCCAAGGUCCUGCAGAAUGAUGAGUUCACGAAAGAUCUCUUUAGGUUCUUACAGCUCCUGUGUGAGGGUCACAACAGUGAUUUCCAAAACUUCCUACGCACUCAGACAGGGAACACCACCACCGUCAACAUCAUCAUUAGCACUGUGGACUAUCUGCUUCGCCUGCAGGAGUCCAUUAGUGAUUUCUACUGGUACUAUUCUGGAAAGGAAAUCAUGGAUGAGUCCGGCCAAAGGAACUUCUCUAAAGCCCUGGCUGUAGCCAAGCAGAUCUUUAACUCCUUAACAGAAUACAUCCAGGGCCCAUGCAUUGGGAACCAGCAAAGUCUGGCCCACAGCAGGUUGUGGGAUGCAGUGGUGGGAUUUCUGCAUGUGUUUGCCAAUAUGCAGAUGAAACUGUCACAGGACUCCAGGCAGAUUAAGUUGCUGAAGGAGCUGAUGGACCUACAGAAGGAUAUGGUUGUGAUGAUGCUCUCUCUCCUGGAGGGUAAUGUGGUGAAUGGGACAAUUGGCAAACAGAUGGUAGACACCCUGGUGGAAUCAUCCAACAAUGUGGAGAUGAUCUUGAAGUUCUUCGACAUGUUCCUGAAGUUGAAGGACCUGACCACUUCUGACAGUUUCAAAGAGUAUGACCCAGACAGCAAGGGGAUCAUCUCCAAGAAGGAGUUCCAGAAGUCAAUGGAGAACCAGAAGCAAUACACACAGUCUGAGAUCGAGUUCUUGCUCUGCUGCACCGAGGCUGACGAGAAUGACAUGUUCAACUAUGAGGAGUUUGUGGGGCGCUUCCAUGAGCCCGCUAAGGACAUUGGCUUCAACGUGGCUGUGCUGCUGACCAACCUGGCAGAGCACAUGCCUCACGACUCGCGGCUAGGUACCUUCCUGGACCUGGCCGAGAGCGUGCUAAACUACUUCCAGCCCUACCUGGGUCGCAUCGAGAUUAUGGGCGGUGCUAAACGCAUCGAGAGGGUCUACUUUGAGAUCAGCGAGUCGAGCCGCACCCAGUGGGAGAAGCCGCAGGUCAAGGAGUCCAAGCGGCAGUUCAUCUUCGACGUGGUGAACGAGGGCGGCGAGAGCGAGAAGAUGGAGAUGUUUGUGAACUUCUGCGAAGACACCAUCUUUGAGAUGCAGCUCGCCUCCCAGAUCUCAGAGCCCGACUCUGUGGAGCGGCCGGAGGAGGAAGAAGAGGAGACGCACAGCAUCCUGGAGGAGCUAGCCGAAGAGGAGGAGCACAGUGAGCUUGAAUCCUCCUCUGCCUUCACCAUGGCCUGCGUCUCGCUGAGGAAGAGUCUGUCCAACUUCCGCCAGCAGCUGACCUUCAAGAACCUGCGCAAACACUGCCGGAAGCUGAGGAAGAUGAGCAUCCGGGAGAUGAUCAAGGGCUUCUUCUACUUCUUCUGGGCGCUCUUCACCGGGCUCUUCAGAGGGAUUUAUGGACUGGUGUUUGGCUUCUUCCACCUGCUGUGGGCCUUCAUGUUUGGCGGAGGCCUGGUGGAGGGAGCCAAGAACAUGAAGGUGACGGACAUCCUGGGUAACAUGCCUGACCCCACACAGUUUGGAAUCCAUGGCGACACACUGGAGGUGGAGAAAUCGGAGAGCAGUGGGACGGCAGCAGCAGCAGACCUGGCACAGGCGGGCUCAGGGGACGCGGCUGUGGAGGCGGAGUUUAUGUCGGAGCUGAUGGUGCACACACACAAGAAGGAAGGGAAGCACGGCUUGGAGCCUGGCCUGGGGGAUAUCUCUGAGGGUGGGGAAGCCGCCUCAGCGUCCAGUGUGCCUCCCCGAAAGAAAAAAUCCCAGAAGCCUGAGGAGGACCACGCAGCAGAACCAGAGAAGGCAGACAUGGAGAAUGGAGAGAAGAAGGACAAGCUGAAGAAGGAAGAAGAGGUGCCAGAAGCUGAGGAGGAGAAGGAGAGGAGGCCCCCAAAGGCCAGGCAUGGGCUGAAGAAGGAAGAGGCCCCAGCCUUCAUGGCCAGCUUCUGCGCUGGAGUAGAAGUUUAUCAGACUAAAUUGCUGAACUACCUGGCCCGUAACUUCUACAACCUCCGCAUGCUGGCUUUGUUUGUCGCCUUCGCCAUCAACUUCAUCCUGCUCUUCUACAAGGUUACCGCAGAUGAGGAUGAUGAGGAAGAAGACUCCUGGAAUGGGGAUGAUGAAGACGAGGAUGAUGGUGGCAUGGAGUACUUUGUACUGCAGGAGAACACAGGCUACAUGGCACCUACUCUGUGUCUCCUGGCCAUCCUGCACACAGUCAUCUCCUUGCUGUGUGUGGUGGGGUACUACUGCCUUAAGGUGCCCCUGGUGGUGUUUAAGCGUGAGAAGGAGAUUGCCAGGAGCCUGGAGUUUGACGGCCUGUACAUCACAGAGCAACCUUCUGAUGACGAUAUAAAAGGACAGUGGAAUCGGCUGGUCAUCAACACCCCGUCCUUUCCCAACAACUACUGGGACAAAUUUGUCAAACGCAAGGUGAUUAAUAAGUAUGGGGAUCUGUAUGGAGCUGAGCGCAUUGGGGAGCUGCUGGGUCUGGAUAAGAAUGCCCUGGAUUUCAACCCCACUGAGGAGACGGUGGAGAAGGAGGCCUCUUUGGUGUCCUGGUUGAGCUCCAUGGACACCAAGUACCACAUCUGGAAAAUGGGCGUGGUCUUAACUGACAAUUCCUUCCUUUAUCUGAUCUGGUAUACCACGAUGUCCAUCUUGGGACACUACAACAACUUCUUCUUUGCUGCUCACCUGCUGGACAUUGCCAUGGGUUUCAAGACCCUGAGGACCAUUCUGUCCUCUGUUACCCACAACGGCAAACAGCUGGCGUUGACGGUGGGCCUGUUGGCUGUGGUCGUGUACCUCUACACUGUGGUGGCCUUCAAUUUCUUCCGCAAAUUUUACAACAAGAGCGAGGACGAGCAGGAGCCUGACAUGAAGUGUGAUGAUAUGAUGACUUGUUACCUAUUCCACAUGUACGUGGGCGUGCGAGCAGGGGGUGGUAUCGGUGAUGAGAUUGAAGACCCAGCGGGGGACCCUUCCGAGCUCUACCGCAUCCUCUUCGACAUCACCUUCUUCUUCUUCGUCAUUGUCAUACUGCUGGCUAUUAUUCAGGGUUUGAUCAUUGAUGCUUUUGGAGAGCUGAGAGACCAACAGGAGCAAGUGAAAGAGGACAUGGAGACAAAAUGCUUCAUCUGCGGGAUUGGUAAUGACUACUUCGACAGGAUCCCACACGGCUUUGAGACGCACACCUUACAAGAGCACAAUCUGGCCAACUAUCUAUUCUUCCUGAUGUACCUCAUUAAUAAGGAUGAGACAGAGCACACGGGACAGGAGUCAUAUGUGUGGAAGAUGUACCAGGAGCGCUGCUGGGACUUCUUCCCUGCGGGAGACUGUUUCCGGAAGCAAUACGAGGACCAGCUGGGGUAGAGGAGGGGACCCCACGCCAUCGCGAAAGAGAACUACUGACUUCAGCCUCAUCCGAACCAAACAGCUUUACUAUGGAGAAUCACGUUUUUCAUCUUAAAGGGGAGGCUAGAUGCUGUCUUCUGUACUGUGGAGAAAUGUCAUUUCAUAUCAAGAUAAACUGCUUUUCUCUCACCUGCAAUAUUAUGCCACGUGCCAAUUUACAGGAAAAGUCUUAAACCCAGAAAUCUGAAUUUACUCUCGAGUGGCGUGUUCCUCGAUAUGUUGUCUGUUCUGCACAACCCCAAACCCUUGCACACUUUUCUUCUAGAGUAUCACUGGGGUUGUGCAGGGUUUCAGAGCUGUGUGAAUCCUUAUAUGCACAAGAAUCAGAUACUCACUGAACAGUGAACACCAGGCUUAUGGAAGGAGGCCGGGUGAAUUUUUAGGAAACUAGACGUACCUGUGCACAGUGUGGACGUGUUGCUGCAUACCAUAGCCAUUUCAGCCGAGUGAUUAGGGCGGCUUACCGGGUCAAGCCUGCUACAGUGUGCCCACAAUAACAUGUCGACUAAGUGCCUUACCGCCUUACCUGUUCGCCAACAAAGCUAUGCAAACCUGUGUCCUGUCCUGUUAGCGCUGUAGUCCUGGGAUAGUGAGCCGCAGUCAUUACUUGGUUAGUUAUCAAUAGUGCGCAAACGCUUUCCGAGUUAAGUGUCUUUCCAACCGCAGCAUUUCCGCAGCAGAUCGAAUAAGCAUCAGCAAAGGACAUUACCUCACACAGUUUAUUCAAAGCCACAUGAGAACAGAGGGAAAAUGCACAUGUACGGUCACUUGUGUUUAGUUGCUUUGCCGAACUCUACAUUUCUUUGGAGGGGGAAAAAAA